GCAGUGGCAAGACAGGAGGAGCUCGAGGCGUGUCGCGCGCGAUGGUGUGCAGCAAGCACAUGGCCUCAUGGCUGCCUCCACGGCCGAUGUUUUGCAGGAUGACAAGCAAGAGUGGGAUUGGUCCAGCCAAAAAUGGUGGGAUCAGUGGAAUGACGAGUCGUGGAAGUGGGAUGAGCGGUGGAGUGCGAAGGGCACAGACGACAAGCAGUGGGUCGAGCCGAAGGAUUCAUGGUGGGCCUGGGAAGGCCGCCCAUACUGGAACGAGCAGGGCUGGAAGUCAGAAGAGGACGAGAGCUGGGGAGAAUGGAGAAGCGGCGACGAGCAUGGAAGCGGGAAACGUGGGACAGAAGCGGAGCAGGCAGGCAAGCCGCAAGCCGCAGUCUCUUUGGAGGCCGAAGACAAGAAGCUCAAGGACAGCAAGGACGGCAAAGAAAAAGCCAAAGAGAAGAAGGACAAGAAGGAAGACAAGAAAGUAAAGAAGCCGUGUCCAGCUCUGGCCGACUGCCCGAUGGAUCCGAUACAGGCUUGGAAGCUGCAGCAAGCGCGCUUGGGGAGCAAGGAGAAGACCUUAGAAGAGCUUCGAUCCUCCCAGGCACGAUGGUCGGUGGCCUUUGACAUGUCUGACGAGGACCAAGACGGUCUUAUCACGGAGAGUGAGUGCAGCAAGGCCUUCAAGAGGAUUCUCGGAGCCAAUGCUGAAAUGCCGAAGUACCGGCUGAAGGAGAUGUUUGACGAGAUGGAUGUGCUAGGAAAGCAAAGGUUGGACUUCCGGCAGUUCCACAAGUUGGCCGCUGAGCUUUCGAAGUACAUGGCCGACAACCCAAAGUGGGCCAAAGAAGAGGAAGACAAGGCCGAGAAGGAAGAGAAGUUGAAACAACAGCAGCUUCGUGAACGUGCGAAGAGCGAUGCUUCUGAUGUCUUUGCAAUUCUUGGCAUAGCUAAGUCCAAGGACGUCCAGGAGACAGAGCAAAGGAAGAACAUGGCUUUGAAGCAGGCCAACGAGGCCAAGGAGAUGCUCAAGGCUGCGGGGCAACAGGUCCUGGAGCCCAAGCAUGCUCGAGACCCUCGUGGCCGGCGCUUCACGUCGGACGGCACCACCAGCCCCACGAAGAAGCCGGUCGACGAUCCAGGCUCUCCUUCAGCCCGGAUCACAUCCGUCACUGUCAACCGACGCGCUGGACGAACCGGCGGCCGCCGUGCAACUGUGGAUCCCUCCGCGGGGGUCGCUCCGGCGACGAUCCUUUGCAUCAAAAGCGCCAUGCGGCGAUCCCGGUCCCCGCGGCUUAAAGUGGACACGGUCAAGUUGACGAGCCAGAUAGCUGGCUUCGGGCGCUACCCGGCGAAUCGCCCACCUGGCUUGCGAGUGCGUGUUGGCCGCGAAUGCAGCAGCAUGGAGGUUCAGAACUUGAUGGAUUGCUGGGGUGAUGCUGCGGGCUUCACGACGUCCGAGGUGCUGCAGGCCAUCAGGAAGCACAUGCUCCGCGACCACGGAUCUGGAGGGUCGCUUCGUUUCGGUAUUGCUGGCAAUGAGAACGAGGGUCUCCAGAUACAAGUGUUCCCCAGCCAGAGAGCUGGCUCGUCAACACCUCGGUCGACACCCCGUUCCACACCUUGUUCGACGCCACGAUCGAACAAUGGUCGAGGAGGCUGGAUGAAGGAGGAAGAUGGUGAUGCAGAUCGGCGAGAGGUGCCGGUUCCAGGUCGCCUCAGACUGCAGCGAAGGGCCACGUCCGGAAGUUUUCGAGCACCAGCAGAAUGCGGCGAUGCCAAAAUGUCCAAGUGGAUCUCGUGGGUCCUCAGAGCUGGCUACCAACAAUUGGGAAUCCGGCUGUGGGAUGGUUGGCUAGAGCUGGAUGCCGUCAAAGAUGACGUGCCGUGGCACAUGGGCCGCUUUGGCAAGGGUGAGUUGGAAGGCUACAUUCGUGACAUUGACAUUGAGGGCCGCUUCGAUUUCUGGAAUGGCUGGCUCAAGAAGGUGCCCCAUGACCGCCGACAGCCUAGGAAUGCCGGAUGGGUGAAGGCAGAGGAAAAGGAGGAGCAAGACAACGACGACAGAUUUUCCGAGCUUGAAGAGAUCGACAAGGUUGUGAAGACAGAGGAUCUGCCGAAGCUCCACUUGCAGGGGUACGGCCAUGCAUGUUUUGCACUGCGCUUCUCGCCUGACGAUCUGCAGCUGGCCGGAGCCUACCUCGAUGGUGGUCUGCGAGUCUUCGACGUAGCUCGAGCGCAGCACCUGCACACGCUCAAUCUAUCGCCGCGCAAUCUUGCGAGGGACGAGGAGAAGGAUGACAUGGAGGCUGCCGCAGAAAAGGCGGCGCUCGAACGUGGCAAACGGCUCUCGAAGCGAGGCACUGCGAUGCUGAACUUGCGCUGGCUGUCAGCAGGACGCACAGCCAACAUUGUCGCCACUGUCGACACAGCUGGUACCGUUGGCUUCUGGGAGGUGACACGCGGCGGAGGCGUGAAGAUUCUGGCGGAGAUGCCUGGAGAGUCCGAGUUGGGGGCGCUGUCCUUCAGCGAGGGCGGAGACAAGUUGCUGGUCGGUGGGCAGGAGCGGGUCGUAAAGGUUUUCGAUGUGGAGCAGCUGAAGUCGAGCAAAGGCCGUGACAUGAAGGAAGAGCUCUGCCUUGGUUCAAAGGAUGCCAUGGUAGGAGACAAGCCUUGCCGCCACAGCUUGAAGAUCAUGAGUCUUCGGUCAGUGCCAGAGCAUCAACACCUGUUCUUAUCCGGCGGAAUGGACAGGAGUGUCCUUCUGUGGGACCUUCGUACUCCCAAAGCGCCAUCGGCAUGGAUAUCCGGGGUGGAGCUGAGUGGCGACUCAUUAGACAUCUCCUGCGAUGGCAACACCGUUCUGGCAGGAAGCCACCGCAGCUUGAACCCGCUUCAGCUCUUCGACCUCCGUCUGCUGAAGCAGGCAGACGAGUCAGAGAAAAAGGCUGGGCUCACCAUGACUGCAGUGCAAACAUACCAGUGGUCCGGAGAUGCCUCGGAGAAGGCUGCCCAGCCUUCGUGCAUGGUCUUCCAAGCUGGGUGGGACAGCUUUGACAACACAACAAUUGCAGCUGCCGGUGAGAAAGAGAAUCAGGCGCGGAUCUUCGAACGGCCAAAGAACGGGGGUCCGUUGCGGAUUCUCAGCUCGUUGGAAGGCUACAGUCGUGCCUUCUAUUCUGCCUCGGUCAGUUCAGACGGAAGGACUGCCGCAUUCGGCAGCUCCGACGGCUCUAUCGUCAUCUCGAAUGUCCGCAUCAUGUGA
Symbiodinium necroappetens is the source of this 3253-nucleotide messenger RNA. Lineage: Eukaryota; Dinophyceae; Suessiales; Symbiodiniaceae. The record is from the annotation of a GenBank genome assembly.